Molecule: messenger RNA, 2227 nt
Organism: Erigeron canadensis
Lineage: Eukaryota; Viridiplantae; Streptophyta; Magnoliopsida; Asterales; Asteraceae
Product: receptor-like kinase LIP2
Exons: 8
Coding region: 14-2227 (737 amino acids)
Biological process (GO): protein phosphorylation
Molecular function (GO): ATP binding; protein kinase activity
Source: RefSeq, a predicted model, not a curated record
UUGACCAAUAAUCAUGUUACCCAAUGGUGACAAUGGAAAAGGGUCUGAAGCAUCCACCUCCACUGCUGGAUUGUCACAAACAUGUUGUCAGUUCGAGUUUGAUGAAAUUCUGUUAGCAACAGAAAAUUUUAAUGAAUCAUUAAUAGUUGGGAAAGGUGGUUUUGGGAAAGUAUACAAAGGCAAUAUUAGGAUAGGAACAUCCCAUGUUGAUGUUGCAAUCAAAAGGUUGGAUUUGGUAUCAAACCAAGGGGCAACAGAGUUCUGGGCUGAAGUUGAAAUGCUUUCCAAGUUGCGUCAUGCUUAUUUGGUGUCUUUAAUUGGUUAUUGUAAUUAUGAAAAAGAAAUGAUCCUUGUGUAUGAAUACAUGCCCUAUGGAACACUUGAAGAUCGUCUACAUAAACUCGAUAUCCCUCUUUCUUGGAUUGAGCGACUCAAGAUUUGCAUAGGUGCGGCCCGUGGCUUAGACUACCUUCACACUGGUACAGGUACUGAGGUUGGUGUUAUACAUAGAGAUGUCAAGAGCUCUAAUAUUUUGUUACAUGAAAGUUGGACGGCAAAGAUUUCAGAUUUUGGGUUGGCUAGAGUAGGUCCAAUAAACAAACCAUCAACUUAUGUCAACACACUUGUUAAAGGCACUUUUGGGUAUAUUGAUCCAAAUUAUUUCGCCACUGGAAAGUUGACAAGGAAGUCUGAUGUGUAUGCUUUUGGAGUUGUAUUGUUUGAAGUGUUGUGUCAAAAGCGACCAUUGGAUGAGACUUUUGAAUGUGGCCUAGCAACAUGGAUACAAGACUCAAUUAAAGAAGGGAACUUAAAGCAAAUAGUUUAUUCGGGUAUACGAAGUGAGAUAUCUCCAAAAUGUUUAAAAGGGUUUGCUCGGAUAGCUGAAAGAUGCUUGAAUAAUCAUCCAAAUCACCGUCCUACCAUGACUGAGAUUGUCUUUAAUCUUGAAUCUCUACUGGCUCAAUCUGUAUUGUUCUCGCAACAAAAAACCAGUAAUUGGUUGCAAGCUCCAGGCAAGAUAUUUGGAAAAAUAUUUGAUGUGUUUCCCUCUAACUCCCCUGGUGAAAACUUAGGUACUCCAAUCUCUCGUGGUGAAAACUCAAGUACUCCAAUCUCACGUGGUGAAAACUCAAGUAAUCCAAUAUCUCGUGAUGAAGAAUCAAGUACUCCAAUCUCUCGUAGUGAAAACUCAAGUACUUCAAUCUCUUGUGGUGAAGACUCAGCUAGUAUGAGAGAGCCAAGGACCGGUGGAGCUGCAAAAAAUGAGGUUCCUCAAAAACAAUUGACGUUGUUAUUAUUGGACGAGCUAAAUAAGAUCACGGAGAAUUUUGGUAGAAAGUCUUUCAUUGAUGAAGGUUCUGAAUAUUUUCAUGUUUUCCGUGGAAAACUAAGCAAUGGGGAAGAGGUGAUCAUAAAGAAGUUCAAUACCAGCUCUUUUACAGAUUCCGAGUCUGAUUUUAAAGAAAAAUUGUCCAUGAUUUCAAGACUUAAGAACGAGUAUUUAUCUCAACUGUUCGGUUAUUGCUUGGAGAAAAGGAAUCGAAUCUUGGUGUAUCAAUGUUCAACCAUGGGUUGUUUGCAUGAUAUAUUACAUGGGAGACGAGGUGGUGAAGGUGAUGAACCUGGUCUGAUUCUGAAUUGGGCCCAGAGAGUAAAAGUUGCUUAUGGUGCAGCAAGAGGACUUGAGUAUCUACAUGAACAGGUUCAUCCUCCAAUAGUUCAUUGUGAUGUAAGGUCAAGCAAUGUCCUUGUGUUUGAUGAUUUUGAAUCCAAAAUAGUCUAUUUCAGCUUGAGCAAUUUCUCUUCUGACAACGCAGCUCGGCGGUAUAAUGAGGUGCAUCCAAGAAUGUUGGCCCGGUUGGAAAGUUACCAUCCCCCCGAGUACGCUAUGACAGGACAGAGAACUCAGAAGAGUGAUGUGUACAGCUUUGGGGUUGUUCUUUUAGAACUCUUGACAGGAAGGAAACCUGUUGAUGACACAAUGCCUAGAGGACAGCAAAGUCUUAUUACAUGGGCAACUCCAAGAUUGAGCGAGGAUAAAGUAAAGCAGUGCGUUGAUCCCAGAUUAAACGAUGAUUUCCCUCCAAAGGCAGUUGCGAAGAUGGCAGCUAUAGCAGCACUGUGUGUCGAAUAUCAAGCAGAUUUUCGGCCACAUAUGAACCUCGUGAUCAAGGCGAUGCAGCCACUUCUCAACUCAAAACCAGCAGCCUCCGAGUCCUGGCCCUAG